Messenger RNA from Mesorhabditis belari, 1104 nucleotides. NCBI's taxonomy places the organism in Eukaryota, Metazoa, Nematoda, Chromadorea, Rhabditida, Rhabditidae. The record is from the annotation of a GenBank genome assembly.
AUGUUUCAUUUAUUCGCUUUACCUGAAGAGAUUUUGCUUCAAAUCUGCGAAUGUUUAUCGCCAAACGAGUUGGGAGAAUUUCGAUUGAGUCAAAGACGAAUCAACACAUUUCUCACCGUGAAUUCCCAUCGUCUGAAACGUAUUCAAGUCGAUGAAAUCCUUGUCGAACAAGGGACUCUGGAGGGAUUUUGCGAUCAUUUCUUUAAAAUAACGACAAUAUCAAAUGGGAAAAAUGACUACAAUUUGUUUCUUGGUGACUACGAUGAUGAGGGAAAUCUUAAGUUCAAACAUAAAACCUCACGAAAAUUGUGCCCAUUACCAGAUGGCUGUGACUACGAGGAAGCGAAAAGCUACACAAUGAAACGAAUUUUUGAGAACUAUUGCACAGAAGAGCUGUACAUUUCCGGUCUUUCCCCACAACUCUUCACUUGUUUAUCCGAUAUUCUGUGUCGAAUCAAAACAAAACGAAUCCACAAACUGAUCAUCGAUCUGAACGGCGAUCGACAACCAAAUGAAGUGGCUCAAUUUCUCGCCAACACUUGUCCAAAGUUUUUCUAUCUUCAGACAACCGAUCCAUCCGAGACGAAGUCUUUCCUAAAAGCUGAGAUUCUCAAAUCAAUCAAUCACAUAUUCGUGGGACCGGCAAAAAAGUCAUGGAGAGCCUAUGAUGAAAACAACUUUCACUACGAUUUCAACGACGAUGAUUUCACUUCGCUUUGUGAAGAAAGAACAAUCUACAAUCCUCUAACUCUCUACAUAUUUGGAUAUACAAAUAUCAGCGGGAAAACAAUUAUCCAACAGUUGAGGCGUCUAAACAACAACUCUUCCGGUUUAUCGUUCGAUUUCCAUUUGGAGCAACCAUUUGAUCCGGAAAAGUAUGAAUUGAGUGAAAAAAAGUUCCCUGAUUACUUAUCAAAGAAAAACGGUGAGGUGGUGUUAGGCGAUGAUUGGACGAUUCGACGAGCACUCGGUGAGGAAGAAAAUGAUAGAAAUCGGACACAUAUUCGAGUGGAUCGAGAUGGACGUUCGAUUCUCAGUGGUAUGGGUUGGGCUUCGAAAGAUCUUCGAAAUGGCGACAAAAAGUACACCGGCUUUGCAACUUGG